This is a messenger RNA of Soboliphyme baturini, 258 nucleotides long. Lineage: Eukaryota; Metazoa; Nematoda; Enoplea; Dioctophymatida; Soboliphymatidae. The record is from the annotation of a GenBank genome assembly.
AUGGGCCAUCGAAGUACAGUCAGUCGAUCCGGCACUGGUUUCGAGUUGUUCCGUCGUCAGGAGCGAAAACGAGACGAACGUCUGAACGGACAACGGCGGCGGUGCGACCUCCCUUCUGCGCCAGCCGCGUCAGCUGACCACUGGUCGCCACCGUUUCCGACAGUCCUGCUCUCACAAACGACUGACCGACCUGGCGACCGACCCGGCGACCGACCGGCGAUCAGUGCCAAGGACAGCAGCGGCGUGCAACCGGCAUAG